Messenger RNA from Somion occarium, 1532 nucleotides. The record is from the annotation of a GenBank genome assembly. Lineage: Eukaryota; Fungi; Basidiomycota; Agaricomycetes; Polyporales; Cerrenaceae.
GCUCUUGCAAGGUACGUUGCAUGACAAAGUGAGCUAUGGGAUGAGUAAGAUUCGAGGCGCCGCGUGUAAGUACGAUUGAGGCUAAGUAUAAAGGGCAUCCUCCUCAAAACACACAUUUUGACAUGCCUAUCGCAAACUCCGGUAAAGUGCUGGCUACCGGGGCGAACGGCUACAUCGCCAUUUGGGUUGUCAAAGCCCUCCUCGAGCAGGGAUAUUCGGUCCGAGGUACCGUCCGUUCAGAAUCUAAAGGGACGCACUUAAAGGAAAGAUUCAAGUCGUAUGGCGACAAGCUCGAGGUUGUUGUCGUUGAGGAUAUCACCAAGGAAGGCGCGUUUGACGAAGCAGUCAAGGGUGUCGAUGUUGUCGAGCACAUGGCUUCUCCCUUUCACUUCAAUGCGGAAGACCCUAACGAACUUAUUACGCCUGCCGUAGCUGGCACAAGCGGCGUUCUUCAAAGCGCCCUCUUGCACGGCAAAGACGUAAAACGUAUUGUCGUACUCGCCUCUACCGCAGCCAUCCUCGAAACGAACAGGUCAGCUCCGGUCGUGUUCACCGAGGAUGACUGGAACAACCAUGCCAUCCAGCAAGUUGAAACAAAGGGAAAAGAUGCUUCCCCUGCGGAUAAGUAUCAAGCGAGCAAGACCCUCGCAGAGAAAGCUGCAUGGGCGUUCUACGAGCAACAUAAGAACGAGGUGAAGUGGGAUCUGGUUGUGUUGAACCCGCCUUUCGUCUUCGGACCCGUGUUGCAUGCUGUUGAUUCUCCCGAGUCGUUGAACACCUCCGCGAAAGAAUGGUAUUACAAUGUUGUCAAAGGCAGAUUGGAUCAAGAAGCCCUGGCAAACAGCGGGUCUUCCUACGUAGACGUCCGAGAUCUCGCGGAGGCUCACGUCCUUGCCAUCAGGAAGGAAGAAGCCAGCGGCAACCGUAUCAUAAUUUCUGCUGGUGCUUUCAAGUGGCAAGACUGGGUCAAUGCUUCUCGCUUGGUGGCGCCCGAACUCCCACCAGGCAACACGUCGUAUAAGAGGGAAAAGGCUGUACAUCAAAGGAGUUAUGACAACUCCAAAGCUGCGAAGCUACUACAACUCCCUUACCGCACUCUGGAAGCUACAGCAGCUGAUUGCAUUGCAGACUUUAAGCAGAAAGGAUGGCUGUAGAUGGAAAACCUCACUGACCUUCGUAUGAAUAAAUUUUCUGCUUCGCAAUACUGCACGCAAACUGUCCAGCGCAUGGCGGCUAUUUUUGUGACAUAGGAGAUCCAUGCAAAAGUAGCUGGAAUUGGUCUAAAUUAAGGCAAGCGCAUUGCUUUCGCUUGUGGACGCCAUGUCCAUCUUGUUUUCCUAGCUAUAGCGACUCGGUGUUGUUCAGUGUCAUCUAAAGACUUACUUACUUUUCUCUCUUCCUACCUAUUUCCAUCUGUUCCGGCGACAGCCCCAUUUUUUCAUGCAAAGAAAUUUGCUUGUGGCUAAGCUUAUCGAUCAGGAUGCCCAGGACUACAUAUUCUUCCGAACAUUGGCUAAACAUAACGUGCUCUG